Molecule: messenger RNA, 1305 nt
Organism: Fusarium musae
Lineage: Eukaryota; Fungi; Ascomycota; Sordariomycetes; Hypocreales; Nectriaceae
Gene: ALG3
Product: dolichyl-P-Man:Man(5)GlcNAc(2)-PP-dolichol alpha-1,3-mannosyltransferase
Exons: 3
Coding region: 1-1305 (434 amino acids)
Cellular component (GO): endoplasmic reticulum
Molecular function (GO): dol-P-Man:Man(5)GlcNAc(2)-PP-Dol alpha-1,3-mannosyltransferase activity
Source: RefSeq, a predicted model, not a curated record
AUGCCAGAAUCUGCACCUGGCACCCUGGGCCAGGGCGUGCGCUUCCUGAGAAACGUCCUCAAUGGCCGCCAUGCGCUCUCCAAGCUCAUCCCCAUCGCGCUCUGGCUGGCUGACGCGCUUGGUUGUGGCUUGAUCAUAUGGAAGAUCCCAUAUACUGAGAUCGACUGGGUUGCGUACAUGCAGCAGAUUUCGCAGUUUGUAUCGGGCGAGAGAGACUAUACCAAGAUGGUGGGCGAUACUGGUCCCUUGGUGUAUCCAGCGGCGCAUGUCUACACUUACACGGGACUUUACUAUAUCACGGACAAAGGCACGAAUAUUCUUCUGGCGCAGCAAAUAUUUGCUGUGUUGUAUAUGGCUACGUUGGCAUUGGUAAUGCUCUGCUAUUGGAAAGCCAAAGUCCCUCCGUACAUGUUCACCUUCCUAAUCGCCUCUAAACGACUUCAUAGCCUCUUCGUCCUACGAUGUUUCAAUGACUGCUUCGCCGUUUUCUUCCUAUGGCUGACCAUCUUCCUUUUCCAGCGCCGACAAUGGACCGUUGGAAGUCUGGUGUAUUCUUGGGGUCUUGGGAUCAAAAUGUCGUUACUGCUGCCUCUACCUGCCAUUGGCGUCAUUCUUUUCCUGGGUAGAGGACUAUGGCCUAGCCUUCGUCUCGCAUGGCUCAUGGCACAGGUCCAGUUCGCCAUCGGAAUUCCGUUUAUCACCCAAAACCCUCGUGGGUAUGCGGCUAGGGCCUUUGAGCUGUCACGACAGUUUCAAUUCAAGUGGACGGUCAAUUGGCGCAUGUUGGGCGAGGAAGUUUUCCUCAGCAAGUAUUUUGCUAUAUCUCUUCUGGCCUGCCACGUUCUGGUGCUCCUGAUCUUCAUCUCCAAGAGAUGGAUCCAACCGACUGGACGAUCGCUCUACGACCUGAUUCCCUCAUUCUUGCGACUCAAGUCCCCAUUUACCAUGCAGGAACAGCUUCGCAUCUCCCACUACGUCACCCCCGAGUACGUCAUGACUACCAUGCUCUCCGCCAACCUCAUUGGUCUUCUGUUCGCUCGGUCACUACACUACCAGUUCUAUGCCUAUCUCGCCUGGGCGACACCCUAUCUCCUCUGGCGAGCCACUGAAGACCCCGUUAUCGUGACAAUUAUCUGGGCCGCGCAGGAAUGGGCUUGGAACGUAUACCCUAGCACCGACCUCAGCUCAACCAUCGCUGUCAACACAAUGCUGGCGACCGUUGUGUUGGUGUAUCUGGGAACAGCCAGACUUGCCGUUCCUGUUCCCGCUGCCAGAGUCGGGAAUGUUGAUGAUAAGAACAAAUAG